AUGAAACUGGAAGGACGUACCGCCCUGGUUACUGGCGCCUCUCGCGGGAUUGGCCGCGCAAUCGCUCUUGCCUUGGCCGCGGAGGGCGCUGACGUGGCCAUCAACUAUGUUUCCAACGAGGCAGCGGCGGCGGCCGUCGUGGAGGAGGUCCAGGCCAUCGGCCGCAAGGGUAUGCUGGCCCGCGCGGACGUCGGGGACUUCCCAGACACGUACGCCAUGGCCCAUUCCGUACUCCGAGAGUUCGGCCACAUCGACAUCCUGGUCAACAACGCCGGCGUGACCUCGGACAAGACCUUCGUCAACAUGGACCAUUCCACCUGGCGCAAGGUGCUGGCCAUCAACCUGGACGGCGUGUUCAACUGCACCAAGGUCUGCAUCGACCAGAUGGUUGAGCAGAACUAUGGGCGUGUGGUGAACAUCACGUCCGUCAUCGGGCAGAUCGGCAACUUCGGCCAGGCCAACUAUGCCGCGUCCAAGGCAGGCGUUGCCGCCAUGACCAAGACCCUGGCCAAAGAACUGGCCAGCAAGGGCAUCACCGUGAACGCCGUGGCUCCCGGUUUCAUCGAGACGGAGAUGGUCUCGUCCAUACCCCAAAGCCUCCAGGACCGGCUGCUCAGCCAGAUUCCGCUGCGGCGUUUCGGCAAGGCGGAAGAGGUCGCUCAAAUGGUGGUGUUCCUCUGCGCUCCCGAGGGCGACUACGUGACCGGCGCCGAAUUGGAAGUCAACGGCGGGCUGUUCAUGUAG
Messenger RNA from Geodia barretti, 744 nucleotides. The record is from the annotation of a GenBank genome assembly. Lineage: Eukaryota; Metazoa; Porifera; Demospongiae; Tetractinellida; Geodiidae.